Messenger RNA from Hevea brasiliensis (rubber tree), 1126 nucleotides. Its product is annotated as probable inactive chitinase-like protein LaCIC. The coding region runs from base 100 to 1065 and encodes 321 amino acids. The record is from RefSeq and is a predicted model, not a curated record. The transcript has 3 exons. Gene Ontology annotation, biological process: carbohydrate metabolic process; defense response to fungus; chitin catabolic process. Gene Ontology annotation, molecular function: chitin binding; chitinase activity. Lineage: Eukaryota; Viridiplantae; Streptophyta; Magnoliopsida; Malpighiales; Euphorbiaceae.
UCUCUCUCUCUCUCUCUCUCUCUUGCUCUAUAUAUAUAUUCCCAUCUUCUAAUCAUCAUCCAGAAAUAUAAUUAUAUCACAAAAAUAACAUAUAUAGACAUGAGGGCUUCGGCUUUCACAGUUUCUUGUCUGCUGUUGGCGUCCCUUUUGCUUGGAACUUCAGCUGAGCAAUGUGGUAGGCAAGCUGGGGGUGCCUUAUGCCCAGGAGGCCUAUGUUGUAGCCAAUUUGGUUGGUGUGGUAACACGCCUGAUUACUGUGGUGCCACCUGCCAAAGCCAAUGUGGCGGUGGAGGUAGCGGCGGCGGAGACCUUACUAGUAUCAUCUCAGGAGCAACGUUUAAUCAGAUGCUCAAACAUAGAAAUGAUGGUGGUUGCCCGGCCAAGGGAUUUUACACCUAUGACGCUUUUAUCUCAGCAGCCAAAGCUUUUCCUACCUUCGGCACCACCGGGGAUGUUGCGACACGUAAAAGGGAGAUUGCUGCCUUCUUUGCCCAGACAUCUCAUGAAACUACAGGAGGGUGGGGAACUGCACCAGAUGGACCAUUUGCUUGGGGAUAUUGCUAUCUGAGGGAACAAAAUCCAGGGUCUUACUGUUCUCCAAGUCCCACUUUUCCUUGUGCUCCUGGCAAACAAUAUUACGGUAGAGGUCCUAUCCAAAUUUCAUGGAAUUACAAUUAUGGGCAGUGUGGGAGAGCCAUAGGCGUAGACCUAUUGAACAAUCCAGACCUUGUGGCAACAGAUGCAGUCAUUUCUUUUAAGACAGCAAUAUGGUUCUGGAUGACUGCACAAUCUCCAAAGCCCUCUUGCCACGAUGUCAUCAUCGGCCGAUGGUCGCCCUCCGCUGCUGAUAGGUCAGCCGGAAGAGUUCCAGGUUAUGGUUUGGUAACAAACAUCAUCAAUGGUGGUCUUGAAUGUGGUAAGGGUUGGAAUGCCAAAGUUGAAGAUCGCAUUGGGUUCUAUAAGAGAUACUGUGAUAUACUUGGAGUUGGCUAUGGUAACAAUCUUGACUGCUACAACCAAAAACCGUUUGGAAAUGGGCUUUUGGACUUGGUAGAUGCUCUAUAAUAAAUUUCCAUGUUGUACUCAGAGGAAUAAAAUAAAUAAAACAUGUCUCUCAUUUUCGUUA